GUUUCAAUCCAGGAUUUGGGGGCGGUAUCGCCUUAUUAUCUAAAUUUCCUCUAAAAAUGAGAAUAAUAGGUAGUUUACGGUAACUAGUUUGUAAAGUAAAAUAGUAUUUGAGUCUAAUGCCUACUGUUGGACCACAAUAGGCCUAAGUCAGGAUGAUUGGGGGCCUGUUUGUGUACAACCAUAAGGGUGAGGUGCUGAUCUCCCGCGUGUACCGGGAUGACAUUGGUCGGAAUGCUGUUGAUGCGUUCCGUGUGAAUGUGAUUCAUGCUCGCCAGCAAGUUCGAUCACCCGUCACCAACAUUGCGAGAACCUCAUUCUUCCAUAUUAAGCGUGCCAACAUUUGGUUGGCUGCCGUUACCAAGCAGAAUGUCAACGCUGCCAUGGUGUUUGAGUUCCUACUUAAGAUCAUAGAUGUUAUGCAGUCAUACUUCGGCAAGAUCUCUGAAGAGAACAUCAAGAACAACUUCGUUCUAAUCUAUGAGCUCCUUGAUGAGAUCCUAGACUUUGGGUAUCCUCAAAAUUCAGACACAGGUGUGCUAAAAACAUUUAUUACUCAACAAGGGAUCAAAUCUGCAUCUAAAGAGGAGCAGGCACAGAUCACAUCACAGGUCACAGGGCAGAUAGGAUGGCGUCGCGAAGGCAUCAAGUACAGGCGGAACGAGCUAUUCCUAGACGUGCUUGAGUAUGUCAACUUGCUGAUGUCACCGCAAGGUAAGCAAGAAAAUCGUGGACAAGUGUUAUCAGCACAUGUGGCCGGUAAAGUGGUGAUGAAGUCUUACCUCUCCGGUAUGCCCGAGUGCAAGUUUGGCAUCAACGACAAAAUCGUCAUGGAGGCCAAAGGGAAAGGGAACGGCGGCAUAUCUGGCAACACCGACAGCGACCCGGCCCGCUCUGGCAAGCCGGUGGUGGUGAUUGACGAUUGCCAGUUCCACCAGUGCGUCAAAUUGAGCAAAUUCGAAACGGAACACUCCAUCUCUUUUAUACCACCCGACGGGGAAUUCGAGCUCAUGAGGUACCGUACCACAAAGGAUAUAUCGUUGCCGUUCCGCGUAAUCCCUCUAGUGCGUGAAGUUGGCCGCACCAAGAUGGAAGUGAAGGUGGUUCUGAAGAGCAACUUCAAGCCGUCCCUGCUCGGACAGAAGAUUGAAGUGAAGAUACCAACCCCUUUGAACACUAGCGGGGUGCAACUGAUAUGUUUGAAGGGCAAAGCGAAGUAUAAGGCUUCGGAGAACGCCAUCGUUUGGAAAAUUAAACGCAUGGCCGGCAUGAAAGAGACGCAGCUAUCUGCUGAGAUCGAGCUUCUGGAAACAGACACGAAGAAGAAAUGGACCCGCCCGCCCAUCUCCAUGGGAUUCGAGGUGCCUUUCGCGCCUUCAGGGUUCAAGGUUAGAGAAAGCUCGUUUCGGUAUGGAUAUUUUUUAUCGGCUCGUUUCGGUUCGUUACUUGAAAGUGUUCGAACCGAAAUUGAACUAUUCGGAUCACGACGUGAUCAAAUGGGUGCGGUACAUCGGCCGUUCCGGACUAUACGAGACCAGAUGCUAAGACUCACGGCACAAGGACCGCGGUCCUCGGGAUAUGUUUCGGGGAAAGGUGCUGGAGUAUUGUUUAGUUUUGACUGGGUAGGGUCUCGCUCGUUUCAUUCCACCGAGAGGUGGGGAGGAGUCCACAGAUACCUCCGUCUCGCUUUUCCCAGUGGGCGAAGAAUCCGUAAUGGAUUAUCCAAACAUAGAGAAAAAAAGGUGAUCACCGUCUCCUGUAGAUAUCUUCAUGACGCCCGGUUUACCCGCCUUUUAAAGACCGCUUUUGAAGACCGCAGAUAUCAUAGCAGAAAGGAAAGAUCGCUGAAGUUAUAUAGUUCGUUCAAGAUCAUGCUGGAAAGCAAGACAAAUGUAUCAAUAACUCACUAG
Molecule: messenger RNA, 1907 nt
Organism: Chilo suppressalis (striped riceborer)
Lineage: Eukaryota; Metazoa; Arthropoda; Insecta; Lepidoptera; Crambidae
Source: the annotation of a GenBank genome assembly